Messenger RNA from Durusdinium trenchii, 2380 nucleotides. The record is from the annotation of a GenBank genome assembly. NCBI's taxonomy places the organism in Eukaryota, Dinophyceae, Suessiales, Symbiodiniaceae.
CAAGAAUUCCCAGUCCCUGUGCUCUACGGUUCUUUUUGUGCCUGACGUCGGUUCUCCACUGGUGUUCAAAGGAUUUCCCCGUAAGUGAGAGAUUAACCCUCCAACUGGCCGAUGAUUGUUCAAGGGCCAACUGUACAGUCUUCUUAAAGGCAUUCCCUCAACUCUGGCCGCAUUUUUUGCAAGUUACUUCAUCCGCGAAGGGCUCUGUGGAGUUGUCAUGCUCACACGUGGAUUGGAGCACUAAAUCGCUAGUUUUCGAGUAAGUUUGAAGCGGGUGGGGGUCCGAGCGGAAGCAUGUGUGGAUCCUUCUUCCAAUACCGAAAGUCAAAGCUUCUCCAAUACGGUCGGUUGUAUUUGUUCGAAUCUCAUUGGCUCAGUUCGUGCAUGCUGCGAAGCCUGAGCAGUUCACUUUGGUGUUCACCUGCAGGGUGAACUGCAUGUCGAUUCUCAACCGUGAUACUUCUCCACAACACGCCUCCAUGCUGGCAGACAAGUUGGAAACGGUUUUGGGUGAGAUGAGAGAUAUGCAACGUGAAGCCCUGCAAGUUCAACGUGAAGUGCGAGACAAUACGGAAGGUGGAUCCCCGCACUUGUUCAGUGACAAGGAUGUCAACGUGCGGGUCUGCAUUCAUCAGAUCCUGGACGUGAACCUGCACCAGGAGACCUUCACCGUGGAGUUCGACGUGCAUUUCCGCUGGACGGAUCCACGGCUGAGGAAAUACAAGACCAGAGUGUGGAUGCCAAGAGGCAGCAGCAUGCCAGGGUUGCAGCAGAAGUGCAAUCCGAACACUUGCAAUUGUCCAAAAGAAACUGGAUGCUGUCAGCUGCCCUUCGUGGAGGGUUUCUACCGAAGGGUGAAAGCUCAGCACUACAUCAAGCCCGUGGUGGAUGGUGUUGAAAUGAAGGUUUCUUGAGUGCACGAGACAAUGAGAGCCGAGAGCAGGGAAAUGAGAGGGAGGGACAGGGAUGGAGGGAGCAGUCGUGAGUGAAACUGCUGCCGAGUUAUUUUUUUCUUGGCUGCAAUGCAAGGAAACACUCAUCACGGAGAGCUACGUCCAUAAAGAAGAGCCGAAUUUGAAGAAAUUUGGAGAGAUCAAGGUGAGCUACACGAAGCUCAUGGGUGAGGUGCACGUUUUGCUUGAGGACUGGCACCUCAACGAUGGCGAUAAAGGCGAAGUGAUGCUCUAUCGCAAGAUGAUCGCUACCUUUAAGGAGAAUAUGGAGCUGCGACGUUUCCCUUUCGAUCGGCAGCUCUUGCAGUUCUACAUUACUGCCCGGGUGCCAGCUCCACACGUGAAGAUGGUGGUGGACGCAGCCGAACCCAGCACAUGCUAUGUGGCGGACUUAUCAGAGUUCAAGGUGGAUCAGACAGAGCAGAAGGAAUGGACAGCCACAGAGAAGGAAACGAACGGGUCCAAAGCGGGCCGGACCUAUUCCCAAAUCCAUGUCAUGAUCCAUGCGGAGCGAAAGCCUCAAAAAUAUAUGGUUAACAUUGUCUUUCUGGUCUACUUGUUGGUCUUAGCGUCCUUCAGCUGCUUCAUCUUGGGCAUGAAAGAUUCAGGUGAUCGGACGCAGAUCAUCAUUGCAUUCGUGCUUGCGAUCUUGGCCACUAAGUACCUCAUAAAUGACAAGCUUCCUUCCAAGUCCUAUGAAUCCAUGCUCGACCUUUACCUCCUUGUGGCUUAUGUCUUCCUGCUCCUUCCCGCCAUGGAGCUCGAGGCGGUCGCUAUUUGGAAUUGGUUCCAUUGGCAUCAUCACCUGGAUAUCCAAGAGCAUUUGCCUGAUGACUUAGCAAGUCACACAGAAGGUUCGGACUCCAACUUCGCCAUGUGGUUGUUCGUGAUCUGGAACAGCGUGCAUUGGCUCCUGAUCCUUCCUCUCUACCUUGUGUAUUGCUCGACAGCAGAUUGCCUGCGGCCAAGUUGGGACACUGUGAGAGAAAACCAGGGGUCUCGGAAGCACCGCUGUUGUUUCACGAGCUGCGGCUGUUGCGAAGAUGAUCACGAUACGAUGUGCUGGUGCUCUCCUUAUGAGCUGGUGCGGGAGCAUGACGCCGAUGAUGACACUGAUGACUUGGGGUCGUCAUCCAGUGAGCAGUGAGAGCCAAACCAACUCUGGAGCCUCGACAGCAACAGGGGGAGAGUGCAGUGUUGAACAAGAGGAGGAGGUUGCUGGACACCCAAAUGUACGGUGUCAACACUCAACACCUGCACCAGGAAUCCAUCCCCAAGCCGUAGUCGCUUGCGGUGUCUCAGGAGUAUUUCGACAUCACCACACGAAGAAACUGCUAGGAACGCGGUUGAUCAUGCUUAUCAUCUCGAUUGCCUUCUACGCCACAGGUCCAGUGCCAAUGUGAAUGUGCGACGAACAGUUUUGGGCA